AUUUUUAACAAGUGAUUUAAUAAAGCAAAUAAAAAGAAAAGUGGAAAUCGAACCCAGCACAUCGCCGUUGAGGUCAAUCGUCGAAGGACAAAGGUAUAACCUAAUGUUGGCGGCUCUCCGAUCUCGCUGCUCUUCUCUCCCCUCCCUCCUCAAAUCACCACCGUCACCGUCGCUUCCAGAUCAGUCAUGGAAGCUACUAGGUCUUUCCGCUUCGAAUCCUCCCUCCUUCUCUUCUUCUUCCGCCGGCGCCGCCCGUGAUAUCUCAGAGGUCCUCUCCGUCGCCGAAGUGGAGAAGAUACUCUCCGACGUGAAAGCAGACAACGUGAUUGUGAUUCCAACGGAGAACCAGUCUUGCUGGGCCGAUGUCACGAUCAUCGCCACCGGAAGAUCCGAUUGGCACUUGAAGAACAUCGCUCAGGCCCUCGUCUACAGGGCUAAGCAGAAGCAGAGAGGAGAGAAACAUGUGAUGCUUCCUUGUGUACAAGGCUACGACACCAAGUGGAUUGUCAUUGACUACGGGAAGUUUGUAGUACAUGCGCUUGAUGAGAAGGCCAGGGUUUACUUCAAUUUGGAGAGUCUUUGGACUGGUGAACCGGCGUCAGCUAAUGAUAAUUCAGACAAGGAUUUGCAAAACGCUUUUGUAAAGGUCCGACCAAUUAACAACUCCAAAAAGAAGAAACCGGUUCAAGUGAGUUCUUGAUCCAGAAAGCCCACUGUUCGAUUGACAAACAGUUUGUAAUAAACAUAUUCCCCAUUAAGGAUAUUAUCCUCGAUGGGUUUGAGGAUGGGAUUUUUUUUUUCUUCUAAAUUUUAUAAAAUAUUUGAUGGAGAAUACAUGGUGUGUGAUUCAAAAACCGGUGGAGUGGAAAUUAGAGCACAAGAUAUGUAACAA
Brassica rapa (field mustard) is the source of this 892-nucleotide messenger RNA. RefSeq names its product protein Iojap-related, mitochondrial. Lineage: Eukaryota; Viridiplantae; Streptophyta; Magnoliopsida; Brassicales; Brassicaceae. The record is from RefSeq and is a predicted model, not a curated record. Gene Ontology annotation, biological process: negative regulation of ribosome biogenesis; negative regulation of translation. Gene Ontology annotation, molecular function: ribosomal large subunit binding.